Python bivittatus (Burmese python) is the source of this 2783-nucleotide messenger RNA. RefSeq names its product apolipoprotein B receptor (gene APOBR). Lineage: Eukaryota; Metazoa; Chordata; Lepidosauria; Squamata; Pythonidae. The record is from RefSeq and is a predicted model, not a curated record.
UCUUUCACAGUAGUGCAAAGCCAGAACGGACUAUGGCAAUGUAUAAGGCGGAGGAAGAGAAGGAUGUGGUCAAAUACUUUAGCAACAUUACUUCCCUCUCUGAGGAGAAGGAGGAAGCCAUUGUGUAGCUUAUGUUCAGCUAACUGAGCAGCCCAAUGGAGCACCUUCGAUCAGUCUUGGGGAAUCUGCAACGGGCUUUGGAUUUUGUUUCCUCAUUCACUACUUACCUCUUUGGUGAUGAACCUCAUCCAGGAGCAGAAGAACCAGGAAGUGGAAGGGAGAUGAAGGACUACAGAACCCACCAUGACUCUGAAGUGGAGACAGCACACUCUGGGGACAUUUCUCCAAGGUCACUGAAGAUCACUGAAGGUCCUUUCACAACAGAGAUAACCCCACUCAGUCAGGAGAUCCAGGGUACAUCAAAAACGGCAGUUACUGUUGAUCAGGCAAUCGAGUCUGUUCUCAGAUCUUCCAAAUUUCCCAGCAGAUGUGAGGGACAGGAAGAAUCUGAACAAAAGUUCUCAGUGUCUUCUGCAUGUCUCAGUGAUACCCCUGAACUAGGAUUCACAGCACCUAUGACUGACAGCAUCCAGCAGACACACUUGGAGGAGCCAAGCAUGACUGGGAGACUCUAUCAAAGAAAGUCUGAAGAAUCCAGCUGGAUGGGGGUUGCGCAGGAAGAUGUGGUAGAGGAGGUGGCAGAUGCAAUAUGUAGUCAGUAUUGGGAGCCAGAUGAACUUUUGGCAGAAAGAAGAGAACUUGGGCAAAUGGAAGAGGCAGGAAAGACAAGGAUGGGUCAGAAAACAGGGCAAGACACAUCUGUAUUAUCUGAGGGGACUAAGCAAGGAGCACCAAAUUGGUCAGCAUUUGUAGGAGAACAAAAAAGAGGGCCUGAAGGGGCAGAGUGGACUGGGGAAAUUCUUCAAGGUGGCUUGGAAGAGAUGGUCAAGAUUAUGGGUAAUCAACAAUUAGAGUUUGAGAAUGAACAGAAAGAAGCAGAGUUGGGUGAGGAAGAGCAGGAAGAGAUAAAUACUGCAGUGCUAGACAGAGCAGAGGGUGAGGGAGAUCAGGUCGCUGUGCUUGAAGUGGAAAGAAAGGCUAGGAAAAGCCAGCGGUGGGAAGAAGAGGCAGAAAAAAUCACAGAAGACCAGGAAAGUGAGCUGGAAAAUAUGUUGUGGAAUGAGGGAGUUCAACAAAAGCUAUUAGACUGGGCACAGUGUAGAGGGGAAAAGCAGAGAGGACAAGAAGAUGCAACGUGGACUGGAGGGGCUCAACAAGAUGGGUUGGAGGAGAUGUCCAAGAUGGCAAGGGACCAGCAGUUGGAGGUUGAGAAGGAACAGGAAGAAGAUACAAAAGUGGAUGUGAACCAGCAGGUAAAAACAGAUGUGACAGCAGAAGCUGAAGGAGACCAGGUGAAGAUGCUCGAAGAGAAAGGAAAAGGUGAGAGAAGCUGGAAUUUGGAAGAAUGGAUAGGAGGAACUGAAGAGGGGAAGGACAGUAAACUGGAUGAAAAGGAAAGAGGACUAGAGGGAAUCACAUGGACAGAGACACUUCAGUAUGAUGAACUAAAUGUUAAAAUAGUGAAAACCCAGCAGUUGGACUCUGGGGAGGAACAGGGAGAAGGCAUAGAGAUGGAAACAGACCAGCAGGUAAAGAGAGAGAUAGCAGCAAAGAAGGAACCACUACUGGACAAGGCAGAGAUGGAAGCAAGCCAGAAGGAGGUGUUAGAAGGGGAAGAAAAGGAGAUACAUUUUCACUGGGAGCCAAAAGAAACUGUGAUUAUGACAGAACAGAAAGGAGAGGCACCAGGAUUGGAAGAGAGGGGGAAUGGUCAGCAGGGAGACUUACCUGAUAAAGGAAAGACAGAAGAGGAUCUGCAGCAGGAAGUAGAGGAAUCUGUGAAAAAUGAGACACAGGCUACAGGGGAAAAACAGGAACAGCAAACAAGAGAAGAAUGGUGGGAAAUUGACCAGGAAGAACAGCCUGAGAGAUUGGCAGAUACUAGUGGUCUUAGUGAAGAAAUGCUGGAAAUGGCUGAGACUACAGAGGGCCAGUCAAGUCAUCUGGGAGAGACCACAGAGAACCUGGUAUACACAGCCUCUGUUGAUACAGACCUCCUGGCUGGGCCCAGAGCUUUUCCAGAUUGUGUCACAACAUUGAAUAGCAGUGUCCAGAAGGAACGGGUGUUGCUACGUCGUAAGAGCUCCAUUCGACGAGCACCCAGCUUGAAGAAAUCAAAACCAUCAACAGAGGCUCCAACACAAGAGACAAAUAUAGCUGAAGAUGCUCCAUCACUGUUGGAAGUGCCAAAGAGACAAAACCCAAGAUUUUCUGGGGUUGGGCCUAUGCACCCCAAUAUGAUGGCUGAACUUCAAAUGCGCCUGGCCAAGCCAAAGUGACCUGAGGCUCAAAGAGCUUUAUCAAGUAAUGAACUUGCACAGUUUUCGCUCUACCCUGGAUCAAGGCACCAUGACCAGUAAUUUUGAAAGCAAUGAGGCACCAUCUCUAUUUUCUCUAGAAACUGAGUAAAUUAGAUGUCUAUUCUAGAUUAAAUAGUUAGUGAGGACACAACGUGUAUAGCCUGAAUAGAAAAUCCGAGAAAUACUUGCUGCGAUGUCUCAACAGAUCUGAUAUCUUUAUCUCACCUGAAAUGGUGAACUCCAUUUCAUGGCUCUUUCAUUCUAUUCAUGUCAUACUUUGAUAUUCAUAUCAAAGAUACAAUCAACCCUGGGGAUGGCUGGCAUCUUGAUGAUGCUCUCUGAGUUUAUUAACACCUAAUUAAC